GGCACAUCGAGGCAGGGCUCCGGGCAGAGGCACAUCGGGCCGGACUCCGGGCAAGAGGCACAUCCGGAUUACCAGGAGAAGCAGCAGGCACCGGGCCACCAGGCGAGCACAGCCGCAGGCACCGGUGGCUCCCAGGUGGGGCAGCAGGGCACCUGGGCCCCCAGGCGGGAGCAGCGGCAGCGGGCCCCCGGGCGGAGCAAGCAGGCACCAGGGCCCCCGGGCAGAGCAGCAGGCACCGGCCCCCUGGCGGGGCACCAGGCAUCCGGGGCCCCCCAGGCGGAGCGGCGGGCGCCGGGCCCCCCAAGGGGGCGACAGGUCCGGGCCCCCAGGCGGAGCGAC
This is a messenger RNA of Staurois parvus, 339 nucleotides long. NCBI's taxonomy places the organism in Eukaryota, Metazoa, Chordata, Amphibia, Anura, Ranidae. The record is from the annotation of a GenBank genome assembly.